AUGAGCUAUUUUGGUAAUAAUAAUAACCCGUUGGCAUUUCCAUCAUAUAACCAAUCACCCUUCCCCCAAAGAAGCUUAUCAGGGAUGAGCAAUCUUCAGCAACAACAGUUGUCUCACCUCCAGAACCCCCAGGGUCAUCAGGGAGAUACAGCAUCAGCAGCGGCGGUAGUGGUGGCCCAGCAGCAGCAUCAACAACAACAACAGCAGCAGCAUCAUCCACACCAUCAGCGUCCGCAACAUUCACUUCACCAUUUACACAAACUGCAAAGCGGUCUGGGGUCCGUCCCCCCACAACAUGGACAAUCAGCAGUGGAUGAAAAACAGGGCCAGGCGGUUAUCAGAAAGGAACGUAAGAACAGACCGGGGCAAAAAUUUGGUGCAAAGAAGAAAUCGUGGGUUUGGUCGUGGUUUAUUCAGGACUCACAAGACCCUAAUAUAGCAGCCUGUGACUACUGUGGAAAGAUUAUUACUAGAUUGGCGUCAGAUAAAGGAUCACCAAAGAAGCUCAGUGAGCACUUGAAGACACAUAAGUUGACGAAAGAUUCGAUCAAUAACUCAAGACCAAUUCCUAUUGACGGGAACGGUAUAACGUACGCACCCAACGGAAUGCCCUUGAACUAUCCUUCAAAUUUCCAACAAGCACAACAAGUACAUCAGACACAAGCAUCUAACAACCCACAUGUUCCCAAUGUGAAUCCACAGCUUUCGGACGAUGCUGACGAAAUGGAUCCCAAGAAGAAAGCCAGGUAUAAUAAGUAUAAGCCUCGCAAUACCAUGAACAACAUUGACUCGUCGUUGUCUUCUUUCGGUUUGAAUUCCAACCGGAGAUUUUUGUCGGCGGAUUUCGAUAAUUCGCCUUAUUCAUCGAUGAAGUUCCACAAGCACUUAAUGAAAUUCUUGACUGAGAACAAAUUAUCUAUAAAUGUAAUAAAAUCGCAUUCUUUCCAACAACUUAUUUAUGAUUUAAGAUCAGAUUCAGUAACUGAAUUAUUGGAAUUAACUGGUUUGUACUCGUCCUUAUUAGAAGUAAGCCGGUUUGACGCAAACGGUACUGGGCCGGCUAACACAGAAAAUAAUGACGCGGACCCUUCCAUACCGUCUGUCAAUGAGGCUAAUGUGGUCAAUUCAUUAGCCCAGGCAGUGGAACAAAAGGCAAAUAAUGCAAACGCAAUGGCGGUUGUCAAUGCGGCUACGAAUCAAGGCUGA
Molecule: messenger RNA, 1206 nt
Organism: Debaryomyces tyrocola
Lineage: Eukaryota; Fungi; Ascomycota; Pichiomycetes; Serinales; Debaryomycetaceae
Source: the annotation of a GenBank genome assembly